AUGUCGCGCGCAAUUCUCAUCACUGGCGCCACAGGCAAACAAGGCGGUGCCGUUGUCAGUGCUCUCCUAGCCAGACAACCAUCGGACUUUCUGCUUCUUGCUGUAACGAGAAACGCUCAAUCGCCAUCUGCCAAACGUCUGGCAGCUAAAUCAUCGAACAUCAAACUUGUUGAGGGUGAUCUCAAUGCGACCCCGGCUCUGUUUACCUCAGCAAAGGCAGCGGCUGGAGCUGUUCCGCUAUGGGGUGUAUAUUCCGUUCAAGCAAUGGGCGACCAGAAAUCGGACAGUGAGACGAGACAAGGAAAGGCGCUGAUUGAUGAGUCCAUCAAGGCAGGGGUGCGGCACUUCGUCUACAGCAGCGUCGAGCGAGGUGGCGACGAACGGUCUUGGAGCAACCCUACACCGGUACCGCACUUCAUCACAAAGCAUCAAAUCGAACACCACCUCCGUGACAGCGUCGCCAACAGUAAAACGGACAUGGGCUGGACGAUCCUUCGGCCCGUCAUUUUCAUGGACAAUCUCAUGCCAGGCUUCUUCGGCAAGGUGUUCUUCACCAUGCUCCGCGACACCUUGAAGGAGAAGCCUCUGCAGUGGAUCGCCACCAAGGACAUUGGUUUCUUCGCGGCUGAGGCGUUCCAUGAUCCGGCUGCCUGGAACAACAAAGCUGUCGGGCUGGCGGGUGAUGAGCUUACCUUCUCACAAAUGAAUCAGACAUUCGAGAAGGCGGCUGGCGCACCCGUCGGAACCACGUUUGGAUUCCUCGGCAAAGCUUUGAAGCAUGGAGUCUCUGAAAUUGGUGUCAUGGUCAACUGGUUUAAGGAUGAUGGCUACAAGGCGAACGUAUCACAAGCCAAGAAAGUCCAUCCGAACAUCCUGACUAUGGAAGCUUGGUUGAAGGAGACUGCCUUUGUAAAGAAGUGAUGAUUGUCCAGGCACUUGGGACUCAGGAAGGAACUAUGUUGUUUCGUAAUUUUUGUGCAACAGCUCUGAGAUAGCC
Molecule: messenger RNA, 997 nt
Organism: Colletotrichum godetiae
Lineage: Eukaryota; Fungi; Ascomycota; Sordariomycetes; Glomerellales; Glomerellaceae
Product: nucleoside-diphosphate-sugar epimerase family protein
Exons: 1
Coding region: 1-921 (306 amino acids)
Cellular component (GO): nucleus
Source: RefSeq, a predicted model, not a curated record